Messenger RNA from Hevea brasiliensis (rubber tree), 4261 nucleotides. Its product is annotated as pentatricopeptide repeat-containing protein At5g15280, mitochondrial. The record is from RefSeq and is a predicted model, not a curated record. The transcript has a single exon. Gene Ontology annotation, molecular function: protein binding. NCBI's taxonomy places the organism in Eukaryota, Viridiplantae, Streptophyta, Magnoliopsida, Malpighiales, Euphorbiaceae. Bases 217 to 4026 code for a protein of 1269 amino acids.
CAUUUUUAUCACUAAAAAUUAGAUUAAUUAGGUAGGCUGAGGUUGGAUUUAAUUGAUUGGAGCUGAAUGCUGAAGAUGAGUUCCCGCAAAUUUUCCCAAUUAUAUCUACAAGUAAAGCAGAAGGACACUGUUUACAUCUAAUCAAACGAUAAUAGGGGAACCCUUGGUUCUCUGUCAGAUUCCAAAGAACAUCCUACUUAAUACUCAUAUGGAGUCAUGAGCAGAAAAACCACCACAAUUCUCUGCAAUCACAGGCUUCAAUUUCUCUUCUCUCUCAACCCCGGAAAGUCCCAUAUCAAACAGGUUAGUUCUGUCUUCUCUGUUAAAUCCCAUUGCUUCAGCACUACUUCUCUCACGGACCCUUCACUAUCAUCAACUUCUACUGCUCACCAAACAAACAAAACCCACAUAGAUUUAUCUCCUAUAAAUUGCAAUGGUAUCGCACAAUUUCUUAUAUUUAAAUGUCCCCAGUUCUUUGAUAAGGGCAAAAGCGAAAGAGAGAAUUUUGCUAAGGUUGCUUCUCUCAAAGAACUUCUUGUGGAUAUUUCUGAUCUAAUACCCGAUGUGACACGUCGCUUUAGGAGAAUUUUGAUAUUGAAACCUGAAGAUGUGCUUGAAAUAUUACUGGGUUUUCAAUUGGAGUGUGAAAGAGUUGCAAUUGAGGGUACAAAGGUUGAGUCUUUGUGGAGGCUUUUCAAAUGGGCAAGUGACCAAGAUAAGUGUUUUAAGCAUCUUCCGAAGUCAUAUGAAGUUAUGGCCUCGGUGCUUUUUCAGUAUGGGAUGCUUAGAGAGCUUCAGUUGCUGCUUUUGGCAAUGGAGAGGCAAGGAAUUUUGUUAGAUAACAAUGAAAUCUUCUCUAAGUUGAUUGAAGGGUAUGUUGGUGCUUGUGAUUUAGAAAGGGCGGUGCUGGUGUAUGAUCGACUUAGGGAGCAAGGUUUGGUGCCAUCGCUGUUCUGUUAUCAUGUUCUUAUUGAUCUUUUGGUGAGAAUGAGGAGAACCCAACUGGCAUUUCGAGUUUGUUUGGAUAUGUUUGAAACUGGGAUUAAUCUGAGUGACGGGGAAAUGGUUACGAUUGAUAAAGUCGUUAGAUUACUUUGUGGGGAUGGAAUGGUUCAAGAAGCAAGGAAUCUUUUGAAGAAGGUCAUGGCUUUGGGGUUUGAGCCUAGCAGCUCGGUUAUUAAUAACAUUGCUUCUGGUUAUUGUGAGAAGAAGGAUUUUGAAGAUUUGCUUAGCUUUUUUGUUGCAUUGAAACGUUCACCAAAUGUACUGGCUGGCAAUAAGAUAAUAAAUGGUUUAUGUACUAAUUUUGGUGUAGAGAGAGCAAAUUUAUUCAGGCUAGAAUUGGAGAAUUUAGGUUUUAGGCCAGAUGAGGUAACUCUUGGGAUAAUGAUUGGUUGGAGCUGUCGUGAGGGGAAUUUGAGGAGUGCCUUUAUUUAUUUGUCAGAAAUGUUAUCAACAGGCUUAGAGCCUGUUAUAUGGUCAUAUAAUGCGCUUAUUGGUGCAGUGUUUAGGGAGGGUAUGUGGAAGCAUGCUCAAGAUAUUCUUGUUGAAAUGGUAGACAGGGGAAUGACCCCAAAUUUGUCAACUUUUAGAACCCUUUUGGCAGGAUAUUGCAAAGCAAGACAAUUUGAUGAAGUGAAGAUGAUGGUCCACAAGAUGGUAGACCAUGGUUUAAUUGAACUCUCUUUGCUGGAUAACCCACUCUCCAAGGCAUUUAUGGUUUUGGGGCUCAAUCCAUUAUCUGUGAGGUUGAAAAGGGAUAAUGAUGUUGGGUUUUCUAAGACAGAAUUCUAUGAUAAUCUAGGAAAUGGACUGUAUUUGGAUGCUAACCUGAAUGAGUAUGAGAAAAGAGUAAAUGAAAUUCUUAAGGAUUCCAUGACACCGGAUUUUAAUUUGCUUGUAAUGAAGGAAAGUGAUCAUGGAAAUUUUAAAGCUGCAUUGUUGUUGAUAGAUGAAAUGGUUCGAUGGGGUCAAGAACUAUCUCUGUCUGUCUUCUCUGCAUUAGUGAAGGGGCUUUCUGCACCCCGAUCCCAUAUCAGGGCUUGCAGCCGUCUUAUUGAGAAAAUGCCAAUGUUGGCUAAGCAACUAGAUGAUGUAGUUCUUAAUUUGCUUGUCCGAGCAUACUGUAAGGGUGGAUUGACUUACAAAGGGAGGAUAUUUUUUGAUGAAAUGCUUCUGAGGGAUAUACCAAUUGAAAAUGGCACAUACACUGCUUUAUUGGUGGGACUAUGUAAGAGAGGAAAUUAUCAGGAUUUUCAUUAUUGCUGGGAGAUUGCCCGAAAUAGAAAAUGGUUGCCUGGGUUACAGGAUUGUAAAUCUCUUGUUGAAUGUCUAUUCCAUCGUAGGAUACUGAAGGAAGCGUUGGAGCUUCUUGAAAGCAUGAUGCUAUUUCAUCCUCACUUGAGGUCUGAAAUUUAUCAUAUGUUCCUUGAAAAGCUUUCCAUCACAGGCUUUACAAGCAUUGCACACAAGUUGGUGGAUGAACUGAUACAGCAGGGUUGUAUCUUUGAUGAUAUUGCUUAUAACCAUCUUAUAAGAGGGCUAUGCAAGGAGAGAAACUAUAGAGUGGCCUUCACGAUAUUAGAAACAAUGUUGGCUAGGAACUUAGUUCCAUGCUUGGAUGUUUCUCUUAUUUUGAUUCCGCAGUUGUGUAGGGCUGAUAAACUUGAUAAAGCUAUUGCUUUAAGGGAGAUUGUUUUGAGAGAGCAAUGUGCAUUUACGUUUUCCAUCCAUUGUGCUUUAGUUAAAGGAUUUUGUAUGACAGGGAAUGUUGGAGAAGCAGCCAAUGUAGUCCAGGAUAUGUUGUUGAAGGGGCUAUUUCCUGAUGCUGAAAUUUAUAACAUGCUAUUUCAAGGGUAUUGCCAAGCUAACAGCCUAAGGAACGUUAGGGAGCUACUUGGUGUUCUAAUUAGAAAAUUUUUAAGCCCCUCAAUCUCAAGUUACCAGAAUUUGGUGCGCUUGAUGUGUAUGCAGGGUAGUUUCACUUCUGCAUUAAGCCUGAAGGAGCUAAUGCUAGGACACAGUAGGUACCAUAGUCUCAUCAUUUACAACAUUCUGGUUUUCUAUCUUUUUUCAGCUGGGAACAGCUUGCUCGUGGAUAAAGUUCUAAAUGAAUUGCAGGAGAAGGGAUUACUUCUUGAUGAAGUUACUUAUAAUUUUCUUGUAUAUGGGUUUUCAGAGUGUAAAGAUGUGUCUAGUUGUCUACUUUAUCUGUCUACUAUGAUUUCAAAGGGAUUUAGGCCAAGCUAUCGCAGCUUAAGAGCAGCAGUAACCUGCCUGUGUGAUCUUGGUGAAUUUAGUAGAGCCUUGGAGUUGAGUCGAGAAAUGGAAGUGAGAAAUUGGGUUCAUGGAUCAUUUGUUCAAAAUGUAAUUGUUGAAGGCCUUCUUUCUCUUGAUAAGCUUCAAGAAGCUGAAUGUUUUCUUGCCCAGAUGGUAGAUAAAGGUCUAAUUCCUGAUUCAAUCAAUUAUGAUAAUCUAAUUAAGCGGUUUUGUUUUUUGGGAAGACUGAGGAAGGCAGUUGAGCUUCUGAACAUAAUGUUGAAGAAAGGAAAUAUUCCUAAUUCUGCCAGUUAUGAUUCUGUAAUCCAUGGUCUCUGCAUAAAGAAUCAACUGAAUGAAGCAUUGGAUUUUCACGCUGAGAUGUUGGAUAGGGAUCUUAAACCAAGUUUGAAGACAUGGGACAUGCUUAUCCACAAACUUUGCCAACUUGGACAAACUGCAGAAGCAGAAAACCUCCUCAUUUCUAUGGUUCAGUUGGGUGAAACUCCAACGAGACUAAUGUACUCGUCUGUAAUCAAUGGGUAUCGUGUUGAAAACAAUCCGCGGAAGGCAUCUGAGCUCAUGCAAAUGAUGCAACAGAGUGGUUAUGAGCCAGAUUUUGACACUCACUGGUCUCUCAUAAGCAAUUUACAUAAGUCCAAAGACAAGUAUAGUAGUAACAGCAGUCAAGGUUUCCUGUCGAGACUUCUUUCUGGAAGUGGACUUUCUUAUGGAACUAGUAGUGACUCCAAGGUCAAGAUGGGGUAAUACAGAUAUAGUGCGAUAAAGAUAGGGCUUUUUAGCUUUCAUUAAUUGAUCUGUUACAUAACAUUUUCACUAACAUUUUAGAUGUAUUACAGUGUUGGCAGUUUCAGAACCAUGAUAAACGCCAAUUCUUUUGUACCAUCACAUGUAUAUGGCUGAAGUUUGUAACAGAAGUGAAGUUUAUUUUAGAAACUAGUCACUUGGGUUUUUAAAAUUUUUAAAUUAUUAUUGUAUAAAA